Alligator mississippiensis (American alligator) is the source of this 10333-nucleotide messenger RNA. RefSeq lists its product as uncharacterized. NCBI's taxonomy places the organism in Eukaryota, Metazoa, Chordata, Crocodylia, Alligatoridae. The transcript has 7 exons. The record is from RefSeq and is a predicted model, not a curated record. The coding region runs from base 7392 to 8807 and encodes 471 amino acids.
CGCCUGGCUGCGGCACCUCCCCUGGCCGCCCUAUAGAUUGGCGGCUGCUGCGAAGGAGGUUCGCACGCGCUGCGGCGUGAGGGCGGAGCUGUGGCUGCUCUGUGUGUCCAGCGGGGUUGGCUCUGCGCACGUGGCCCCUCUGGUCUCGGGGAGCCCGACCUGGCCCCAGGAGCGGCCGCGGAAGGGGGUGUGGGUCUGUGUGAGGCGGACCGGGCUGGGCUGGGGGCCCCUCCAGCCGCGCUUCUCCCGAGCUCGGGCUCGUCCCUUCGACUCGGAAUCGCUGCGAGUCACGAGCGAGGCUAAGAAAUCGCGGCGUUGCCCAGGGUUCCCGGUGAGGCCCGGCCGGGCCCAUCCUUCCUCCCGCCCGUCUUGGAGCCGGGGUUGAGUCUUCCUCGGGUGCGGCCGGUCGCGGACACCUGGGCGGAGGUCCCCGAGAUGCUCCGGUCCAGGUGCCACUCCGCUGUUUUAAUACAAGCUGAUUGUGCUUUGAUUUGCCCUUGUUAAUUCUAGAGCAUAAGAGCUGUGACUUCUUAGUCUGGCUUCUGCCCUCCGGGCGCAAAUCCCCUCUCCCAGGAAAAGCAGAUGGGUUUUGGAACAGCCUAAGGUCUCAGAUCUAGUCCCAGCGAUUGGUAAUUCAGUAGCAACUGGGAGGCAUCACCACAGACCACAACUGUUACACAAAGGACUGCAUGGAGGGGUGGGUCCAGAGGGAUGCAGUGCUGCAGUUGCACCCCUCAUUGAUUCCUGCUCACCCCACGUUUAAAACCAAGCCCCUGGUGCUUCUGCUCAGGAAGGGAUGAGGGAGUCAGUGGACUUCAUGGCUUACUACAGAGGUGGCUAGUUACUCACCCUGGGAGCCACAUCUAAUCUGCUGAAGUUCAAGAGCUGGAGAGUGAUGUGGGGUGUCUCCUGAGCAACCUGGAGUGGAGGUGACCUGCCCCUCCACCCCCCACCCCCCCCAGUGCCUCUGAGCUGCUCUGGCUUUCCCGAUGGGGAGCACGCCCUGGGGUAAGCGGUGUAGCUGCAGCCGCGGCAGCUGGUGCCUGAGCUGGCAGUCCAGGCGGGAGAGAAGGAGGGUGGGCUUGGGGCACACUCCCCAUGGGGAAGGUUGGAGCAGCAGGAGGUGCCAGGCUGUGCUGUCCCCCAGAGCUGCCUGGGGGUGGGGGUGGGGGGCAGGGCUUCAGCCAAUUUCUGGAGAGCUGCAAGUACCAUGCUGCCAGCACGUGUCUUGCAAGCCUCAGUUUGGCCACCAUGGGCUUACUAUAACCUUGAUUUCUUCAAAACUCUUAAUUUCAUAGAAUGCCCCUCUUGCCUUUGUCAUGGUCUUUAGUAGGGGUGCAGAGAAUUUUUGGGCUGAUACUGAUGGCUGAUUUUUAAUGAGCCAUAUUGGCCAAUACCAAUCCAAUUCCAGUAUGCAGCUGGGUGUGUGCCCCCAGAUCUGCACGUGGGAUGAGGGCAGGCUGCUGCGGCCAGGGCUAUGCUGGGCUCUUCCCAACGGCGGGUGUCAGGGGGAGGGCAGCCCUGGAGAGCGUUAUGGGGUGGGGCUGCAGCCACCCCAGAAUUCACCAUAGCCCCAUCCCAGCACUGCUGCUGCUCACCCCGAGCACAACCUGGGCCCAGCCCCCACUGGGAAGAGCCUGGCACCCCCCCAGCCUGCAGCUGCAGCCCGCCCUCACCCCAUGCACAGAUCCAGGGACACACGCCCCCCCCCCCCCCAUGCCCUCCCACGGUACGCAUAGCAGCGGGAGCUGCCACUGCCUCCCCAUACCCCCUGGAUAAGCCACUUGCAGCUCAGUCCCCCACCCCUGCCCUUGCCCCAGCUCCAUUUCCUCCCUCAUGGGUAGGGCCUCUAUCUGCCCACCACCAUGCCCCUUCCCCCACAACAGAUUUACAAGCCAGACCCAGCUGCACUCCUGGCUGCCUGGAUGCUGCGCAGUGGCUGCACACAUGCGUGGGGGCAUUUAUCAGUGGCAUUAUCAGUCACACCAGCCAAAAAAAGCCAAUGGCCAAUACAGUCAAUUUUCCUUAUAUUGGUGCUGAUCUGAUAGGACCAAUGUAUUGGUGCACCUCUAGUCUUUAAUGGUUCCACUACUCCAGCUAGCCUUACUUUUGCAGUUCUGCUGUUAUCUGCUCCUAGUAAUGUAGCUUCCAUUUCACAGCGCUGCAUGCUUUUUAAACUCUUAUCUAGAAACAUUAACUAAGGUGUGGAAACAUUAGGUCAGGCAUGGAAAUAAUUUUCAGUGAAGCAUUGGAUGCACUGUCAAGAUGCUCAAGGCUAGGUUUUAUUGUAUGAAUCUGAAAGAGAUGUACAUUUAACUAUAAAUAUAUUUAAAAUAUAUAAAUAUUUUGUAUAUAAUAUAAAAAUCUUUAUAUAGAAUAUAAAUAUAUUUAACAUUUAACUGUAAUGAUUACAUGACUUAUUAAGUGUCUUUGAAUUAUUUUGUCUGGUUGUGUUUUCUGUAUAACACUACGGUGGCCAAGCCAUAGCUUACAAGACAUAUGCGGCUCACUGGCACGGUACUUGUGGCUCUCUGGAAAUUGGCUGAAGCCCCUCCCACUUUUCCCUGAGGCAGCUUCAUAACCUUCAUUAGUAAUGAUGAAUGGAUGCCAAUACAAUUUUAGGCAAGCUUGGCAGUUUCAAAGUUGUAAUUCAUGUUUUUCAGGUGAUUAUCCCUAGGAAGUAUGUGAGAGAGUACAUACAUGUUUUGUUGAUUUGUAAACAGGAGGUUAAAUACACUCGCAUAAUAAUCCAAACCAAAAAUCAAGUUAUGAAUUCACCUAAUUGGCUGUGCAAGUCAAAUAAAAAACAGCUAAAAUUCUUAUUUAAUCUCAGACUGCAAGUGAAAGCAAAACUAAAACUGUGAUUAAUUUUUGUUUCGCUUUCAGUUCAGCAAACACGCCAACCAGUGUCUCAUUUCUUUUCUGGAGUUGGGGAAGUUGGAAGUGUUUGCAUAUGAUAUGUUAGUUUUUUUAGUACUUUUAAUUUGAAGUAGUCACCAUAAUGCCUAAUCAGAAAAAAACCUAGUGCGUUGGCAUCAUUAUAGUGAAGUUCAAGCCGUUGAAGGAAAGAAGAAAGUUGGUAGAUGUAAAUAUUACAGGCAGGAGUAUGCUAACAAUGCAACACGAGUGAAGAAACAUUUAAUGACGUGUAGAAACUGUCCUGAAAGAGUACAAGCCAUAUACAAAAGGCUAACACAACCAAGUGGUGGAACAACACCUGAGAAAAGUCUACUACAGGAAUCCUAUAAACCUGGUAGCUCAAGUUAAAUAGCAGAUUCACAAAAAAUGGAAAAUAAAAAUGUUGAGCUGCCAAAUCUGGGGGAAGAAGCAGCAGGAUCCUCGCUUUCAAGAUCACUGUCACCAGGGUCAGAAGGGACCUAAACAGAUCGUCAGGUCCAACCCCUGGCCUCAAGCAGGAACGGGUGCCGGAAUCAUAUCACCCCAGCCAGAUAUCUGUCCAGCCUCUUCUUGAAGACCCCCAAGUGCUCAAAGGAAAUCUACUCCUGCAUCUUUACAAGACCAGCCUGGUGCCAGAAGUUCAUGAGCCUAUUGGGCGCUAGGUACCAGGGACAGUGGCUUCCUGGUUGGUUGCGAUCUACCAGAUAACUCCCUAACCUCAGCACUUCACAAGUGUUACCUUCUAUUUAGAACCCUUGCUUUCUGCAAGUCCAUUGUUUGCAUCCCAAGAAGGAAAACUGAUCCCUCACUGAACCGGUUAGUCUUCAGUGGGCCACCCUGCCCUGCCUUCUUCUCAGCAAGGAACAGCGGACGUGAUCUCUGCAAAAAGAAAGCUUGUCUGCUAGACAACGGACCUUAGGGAGGUUUUUUCCACCACAAUUUGGCACCCCAGAUGGGACCCGUCUAGCUUGGCGCCUUUGGAGACCUCCAUCCCCCAACACCACAGCGCGCACCAGGUGAGUUCACCUAUUGGGUUAGUCUCGGGAGGUGGACGGUCCCCUCAGGACCAAUAAGGCGGGAUCCUCAAGUCGGGUAAAGGAACGGUACCGGCGAGUACCUCAGGUCAGGUAUGUUUUUGGUUUCUGUCUGGUUUCUGGUUUUCUGGUUUUACCUCUAGAGGUCUCUGGAAGCAGUCUUUGAGGGUAUCUGUCUGCUGAUUUAAACGCUGAUAGAGCCAGCAGCCUAGCCGAAAGGCGAAAGACACGGAUAUAAGGUAGAAAUGCUGUUAUAACGGCCAAUGACUAGGGUCUCGGACUCAAGACGCCCCUCCUCACGGAGAAAGCCAGUGGGGUCCAAGAACACCGGUUGUUGUACGUGGACGAAACAGCUUCUAGGCAGGUAGGACUUAGGGAAAUAAGACUGCUUGUGCUUAGAUAUAAUCAUGGGUUCCGGUUUAGGGAAAGUUAUUCCUGAUUCACCCCUUGAUUUUAUGAUUAAGAAUUGGAAACAUUUGGAGGGACGGGCGGAACUGUCCAAGUCUCAUAUGGCAGAACUCUGUUUAACUAAUUGGACGUCUUAUACGUCCCAGUUAGAUUUGGGAAGACAAUGGCCAGAAAAUGGGUCAUUUGACCUAAAUCGCCUGGCUGCCUUACGAAAGAUCUUGGAGGACCUCCGCCCUGGCCAAAUUAGUUAUUGGUAUUUAUGGGACAACGUUGCUAGCAAGCAAUUAAAACCUUUAGCUUCCCAGACUAAUUAACACUACAUCUCACAUGGUUCUAAAGCAUACACAUCCCUCCCCUAUAUCAACAAUAUUACUUCGGUUAAAAUAAUCUUGGUACAUAGAAUACUGACAUUCUGCUUGAUCAUUACUUAGGCAAACAUCUUUAUAAUACAAAACAUAGCUUGGACAUACAUAAGCUUGUUGAUUAACUCUUUCACACAGCUUCAAGUUGAUCUCUUUCCAGUGGUGUUGUACUUCAGCUGCCCACUGGGAGAAUAUUAUAGGCAUGAGAACUGUUUUGUUAAUUAUGACACCUAGAGGUAUUAUUGGGCUAGCUAUUAGGAUUUGCUGUGGCUGAUAGUCAAGAAUGGUGAGGCUCAAUGUUUGUGUGGUGAUAUUGAGUGCUGAUGUAACCAACUUGGCCCAGGGGUUGGUUACAUGUUUUCUUCUAAUGACUUCAGGUAUAUCUCCCUUUAAGGCUUGGUCGACUAUGUUCUUGGCAAUGACAUUUUGUAAGGGUUGUGUAAGAUUUAUACUCAGUUUGGUGGAGACCCACUCCUCAGUUUGGUGGGGACCCACCCGAAAUUGCCUCCACUUCAAUAAAGCUGUUGAAUGCAGUGUGUGCUUGUGUUUGCUCCAUGAGUGGUCGCGCUCGUGAUCCCAUGGGCAAUUGGUUCGUCACUCCCUAGUCGUUGGGCCUCACGUGGGCCUUAAUUACAGGGAAUAGAGAGGGAUCAAAUUUAAACUGUAAGGAAUAUGGAAUUAGGCCUUAUGAAAUUAUGAAAUAUAAGGCCUUAUGAAAUUAUGAAAUAUACUCCCUUGGAGUUAACUGCAUCACACUGCAUUUCCUUUGGUAAUUUCUAACAAUAAUGGAGUACCACACAACAAUGACAGCCUUGCUCAUAGAGUGGUAGGCCCAAGUGUAAGUCUCCUCUGCAUUCUCCUUUUCGGGUGUCUCCAUGCACCAGAGGUACAAGCAUCAGCAUUAGUGUGAGAAUCUUAAACCAUAGAGUCCACAUCUUAAUAAUACCUGAAAAACAGAACACAAAAACAUGGGCCUAAAAGACCCAAUUAAUAAUCCAUCAUAAUCACAAUGUUUCCUUUAGCUUCCCUUCCAGUCUUUUAACUGUGAGGAGUGGAACCAUUUCUGCAUUUUUCUUUUUGCCUCACAGAUGUCCAUUUAAUACACAAUGGAGCUAGCCUUGUUGAUGAUACACACUGGACCCUUCCAGAUAUGAGCAAAGAUAAGUGUAUCUGAGGAUUGAUACAUGACCUGGUCCCCAACUUUCCACUCCUGUGGGACCAUGGUCCAAGGAGGAAGGGAGCACAAGAAGAGUAGUUGUUCCUCAAGGAAGCAAUCCUAGGAGCACAAAGGAAAUCCAUUCCUUUUUUGUAAGAAAGGCAGCAAAAGGGCUGGGGGACCCCCUUGGCUCAAUAGGGAAGUCAUGAACCUCCUGAAAUUAAAGAGAAGUAUAUAAGGGAUGGAAGUCAGAAAUUACCACCAAAGAGGAGUACUCAGCAAUAGCCCACACCUGUAGGGAGCGGAUCAGGCAAGCAAAGGCACAAACCAAAUACAAAUUGGCAACUGGAAUCAAGGACAACAAAAAGUCCUUCUUUAGAUAUGUAGGAAGUAGGGCCCCUGAUGAACAAAAUGGGACAGCUGAUAACCAACAUUCAGGACAAAACUGAACUCCUAAACAAAUACUUUGUGUCAGCAGUCCACCAGUCCAAGGGUGUUAGCCUGCUUGACAGGCUACAGGAUGAUCAAGGUGAGGGGUGAUCACCCUCCCAUAGCUGGCGAAGAUCUUGCAGGGGAACACCUAGGGAGGAUGAAUAUCUACAAGUCAGCUGGACUGGAUGAGCCACACCCAGGAGUGCUAAAAGAACUGGCAGACAUCAUCGCACAACCUAUGGCAAAAUAAUUUGAAGACUCGUGACACUCAGGAGAGGUCCCAGAAGACUGGAAGAGGGCCAAUGUGGUGCCUAUCUUCAAGAAAGGGAGAAAGAAGGACUCAGGGAAUUACAGGUGAAUCAGCUUGACCUCAAUCCCUGGUAAAAUCCUGGAAAAAAUUAUCAAAGAAUCCAUUAUUGGUAGGCCAACAGAAGGCAGCAUUCUAAAGUGUCACGACCCAGUGAGUUUGGUGCCUCGGCACUAUGGAAUUUUCUUGACACAUGAGAGCCUCUUGCACAGCGAAGGUUUUUGCUGCAUAAAGAACUCGCGUGCAGGAGAGAGUUCCCGCCAAUUUGCAAGCUGUCUUUGCAGGAUGCAUUUUCCCUUUGCAGCACAGAAGUGCAUGGUGCAAAGAGUUCCCGCCAUUCGGAUGCAAAUUCGUGCCCCGCAAUUGGCUAGUGCUAAAUUAUUCACACGUGGCGGCCAGUAAUUGGCUUGCUGGCCGUUUAAAAAUUAGUGCGACUUCCGCCCAAGUCGAAGAGCUUUGAGCACGCUGCAGAGUGCCUCUAAGAGAUCUGACUUGCGGCUAGCUGAUCGAUAGACUGAUCACCUAUCGAUCUCUCUUCCCGUCGCCGAACACAGUCCCAGACGUGCCCUUUUCCCGCCGGCUUGAAUUACGGACGAGUUUACUGGCAUUGGCCUCGCCAGCUGAAGCAACUCACAUUGUUGUCCAGACGACCGAACCAUUUCCUUCGCAGCCACCUGCGACAUAAGUAAAGUUUUUUGCAACCAUUAAGCUUUGUCAGCCUCUCUAUUCACCAGCCCGCCCUGACGAACAGGUAAAUUCUGAAUCACCUCGAGUCGGUUCAGCCCGGCCGAGACAUGGCGACGAGGAUAGGAUUGGGAUCACCACGGCACAUGGCGAUGGGAUCAGGAGAGGGCUCGCUAGAGUUAGAAUUAGUUGAGAACUGCCCUUGGAGAAGUGGGAGACGCAGCAUAGCAAGCGUCAGAGAACUGGAGGCGUACCUUGCGUACCACCAGGCGGGCGGAACAGGCAAGAGAUGUGUCCGUGGACACCUUUCGUUAAGGGGAGAAGAGGGAACUCCAGAAGUCGGAGCCCUAGAAGGGAAAGAGAUAUAUCUUCACCCCGCGGCGUUCGGGUGUAUCAUGGGCGAUGAGCAGGUCCUGUAUAGGCCCCUCGAUGCUGUGACCCUUGCCGAAGUCGACCCAGCGAGCGCAGUAAGCCCGACCCCCACCCGGGAGUGUGUCUGUUGCUCACGGUGUGCCCGAGAGAUGGGAGAGACGAUGCCAAUCGGCUGGUUUUCCCCUUGCAUGGUGGUGCCUAGACUAAGGAGUCGAGAGUGUCCGUCCGAGCUCCGCGAAGACCCGGAGACGGAGGACUGCGCCGUAAAUGAGAGAGUGGUCCUACGGUGCGACAAGGGGGGAAAACUAAAUGCAACCUUUCAAACUAUAACUGAUUUGAUGAGUGAAACUUUAAGCUUGAAGACCCAGCUGCAUAUGGCCGUUUGGGCGGUCAGAGAAGCGGCUGAGAAAGGGGAUCUUAAACUGCCCCAACAAGAUGGCGCCGAGCAGAGAGAAGACCGCGUGGAGAAGCCGGAAGAGAGGGAUGGAGCUUCGGGAGAGCCCGCAAGGGUUCGGCCGGUAACUCCGCCCAGUGACGCAGCGUUGGUUCCGCCGACCACGCCCCUCUGCCGAAGGGAGGGGGAGUCAAGUGGAGGAGUGCAUCCGCCCCUCCCGCCUGAAACAACAACAACUCCCACUGUAACAAUGACUACAGCUCCGACAGAAAUAGCAACAGCAAUGAUAACUCAUGAGGAAAUUGAUCAGCCUGCAGCAUCAAGCAGCCCAGUCAUCGGUCUUCAGAGUGCAGUUCAAGCUACCACCUAUUACGCUCGUUCCAGAGCCGAACUGCAGAAUUUGUGUAGAGAAUCCAGGAUCCGACCCGACGAAACUCUGGCUGUGUGGUUGGGACGUCUAGUCGUGGAACUUGGGUCCGACCUCCUGGACCAGGAAGAAGCAAGCUUCUUGGUGAGACAAGCUUCAUGGAGUAGGGGACAUGUCACCGACAUCGACAUGGUGGCAUUUAGCGUCCACUGGCCUAUUCCGAUUCCAGCGCUUGUGGCAGGAGCGAUCGAACAGAAGGCCCACGCAUGGCACGACGGACGACCAGAGCACACCGGUGCAGAACAGCUUGUACUGGCUAUUAUCGGAGUUUCGUACUGCGCCUGGAACCCAAGAGAAUGUACGUUGGGACUAACGCCGCUCCAACGAAUGUGACUGUGGCCUCACCGUCACCUGCGAGACCCUGGAACCGUUCCAGUGACUCUCGACAGCAUAGAUAGUUGUCUUAAGGUUUACAGGCAAAGAAACAUCGUGGUUUUGCGGAUUGUGCUGAACCCACUGGUCGAUCAUCCUGUGAGUAGUCUCCUUCAUCAGUUGUCAAGACUGCGCGUCCUAAUGGAGCCAAGACUAUCCAGUGAUCGGGAGUGUCAACGCCCGACUGAGGCUCAGAACACGAAACACCGCGAAUCCGAGCGUCCAGUAUUACGCCAGCGAACGCAAGAGGAGAGAUACAUGUUUGGAUACCUCCUGCAGCGUUCUGGACUUAAUAAGAGACAGCUCCGGAUUUUAGGAGACGCGGGACAAUGGCAGCUAGCCUAUGAGUUAGGUUUUCACUAUCUAGCAGAAGGCGGUGAUGACUCAUCGAUGAUUUUGUCGAGUUGCUAAGCGUGAAAAGAAAGAGAGCUGUCCAGUAUAAAAUCGUGUUUACGUAUUUGUAUUUAAUAGUGAUGAUAAGUUUAAUCGACUGCAUUAUUGUGCAGUCCUGUGUGAUUUGUGAAUAACCAUUUUGAGAGAGUUCUUUUACAGAUCAGGGAUUUGGAGUGCGUGGUGGAGAGAGGCCCGAGAGGGACAACAUCACUGAAAGGAACAAAGGCCUGACGCACGAUUCCACCAUGACACCCACCGAAGUCAUGAUCGUUCAGUUUUUUGUUAUGAAUGUGAUUUUAUGUAUAUGUGUGUGUGUCGGUUAUUAUUUGAUUCGAUCCCUUGAGGACAAACUUUUAUUGUUGACUGAUUUUGUUUUUGCUCGUUUAGUUUCGCGAACCAUUGACAGAGCUGUUAACAACCCGGAUGAUAGGGUUGAAGUAUAAUUCUAUUGUGCCUUCAGCAAGGGGGGAUGUCAUGACCCAAAGGUCUGAUUUUUUUUGUGUGUGCUUCGGCACUCGAAUUAUCCCCGUGGGUUUACAGCUUCAUUGCACGGAGGAGUUCUGCUGUGCAGAGAAUCUGCGUGCAAAGGAGUGUUCCCGCCACUUUGCAGCUAUCUUUGCAGAGUGCAUUUCCUUUGCAACACAGAAAUGCAUGGUGCAAAGAGUUCCCGCUCGUCGUAUGCAAAUUCGUGCCCCGCAAUUGGCUAGUUCUAAAUUAUUCACAUGUGGCGGCUAGCGAUUGGCCUGCUAGCCGUAUAAGAGGCUUGAGCAGUUUCUGCCCAAGCCGAAGAGGACUCCGCAUCCAUCUCGUGGGGACUCUGGGUGUGCGCGGCAGGGUAAUAGAAACCCUGUGUGUCGCUCAGAGGAGUUUGGCAGCCUGAUCCACCUUCCACCUCUUCCCGUCUUCGAACGGAGCCUACUAUAAGACGUAACGACGAGUUUAAUGCGCGCUUGUCCUGGACAUCCGGAGUUUUGUCUGCGUGGAGCCUAGCAAACUCCACGUGUGUUCGUGUUUUCUGUUGUAACCGCAACUCAAGCAAGUUCUCAGCCUGCACCGCGACCAUCUCGGUGUAAGUAAAACAAUCUUAAAAUCAA